AUGCCUUCUGUCGCCGAGAACCAAAUCGCCACCACCAAGGACUUGUUCCAGGGUUACAACGAAUACAACGCCGAUGCUGUGCUCCGCACUCGCGCCGAUAACUGCAUUCACGUCAUCCUCCCAACCACCCUAAACCGUCCGUCCAAAAACAAUGAAGAGUACCGCGAGUUCUUCGGUCCCCUGCAGAAGAUUAUGCACAAAUUCCAGACUACCAUUCACAAGAUUGUGAACGAUCCCGAGAACCACUCCGCCGCUGUCCACGCCUCUGGCAUUGGCGAGUCCCCCGUUGCCGAGUACAAAAACGAGUACGCCUUCUUCUUGGAGUUUAAUGAGACCGGUGAAAAGAUCACUCGUAUCGAGGAGUUUGUGGAUGCCGAAUUCAGCAAGAGCUUCCUGGCCAAGGUGAAGGAGUACCAGGCUAAGCAAAAGUAA
Molecule: messenger RNA, 432 nt
Organism: Penicillium longicatenatum
Lineage: Eukaryota; Fungi; Ascomycota; Eurotiomycetes; Eurotiales; Aspergillaceae
Product: nuclear transport factor 2 family protein
Exons: 2
Coding region: 1-432 (143 amino acids)
Source: RefSeq, a predicted model, not a curated record